Molecule: messenger RNA, 184 nt
Organism: Acaulospora morrowiae
Lineage: Eukaryota; Fungi; Glomeromycota; Glomeromycetes; Diversisporales; Acaulosporaceae
Source: the annotation of a GenBank genome assembly
GUUAAACACUCAAGAAAAGACACGCCCCGACCCAAAGAACCCACCUGCAACGGCAUGUCAGCUCCGAUGUGAAUGCCGGGAAGCUGUCAUGGCCGUGAUCGUGAUCACGUCCCCCACGAGAAAUCACAAAGAAAACGACGACUUGAGGGAAAUGGACGAAGCAAAGGAUUUAAUAAGAUGCUGA